Dermatophagoides farinae (American house dust mite) is the source of this 2812-nucleotide messenger RNA. RefSeq lists its product as uncharacterized. NCBI's taxonomy places the organism in Eukaryota, Metazoa, Arthropoda, Arachnida, Sarcoptiformes, Pyroglyphidae. The record is from RefSeq and is a predicted model, not a curated record.
UGAUUAGAUUGAAUUUGGUACUGAAAAUAAAAACCGUUGAGCCAAUUUUUUGAUUUUAUGAUUGAAAAAAUAAACACAAUAUAUAAAGCUGGCGACAGGCGAAUUCAUCGAUUUUCUUCCAUCGAUUAUAUUUGUAUCACAAAAUUGUGGAUACGUAUACUUUUAUUUUGAAAUUGAAUGAUUUAUAUUGAAAAAUCAGUAAAUUGGUAAUUGUAUACAAUAUAGAAUUGAACUCAAUUAUGAAUAUUAGAAUACUCUACAAUACAAAUAAUGAAUGUGAUAUUUGAUCAACAAUUGUAUAUAAACCGAAAAAAAUUGAAUUGAAUGAAAUAAAAUUUUAAUGUAGUCUGAAAUGAUUGUUGCUCAUUCAUGAUUGCCAUAGAUAUAUGAUACAAGGCAAAUAGUUUGACAAGGUAAUGAAGAUAACCUGAUGAAGCAGGUUUUUUUUUAUGGAGCGUUCAUAGCCGAAUCAAGUUUUUUGUUGUUGUCGUCGUAGUUGUCGAAAUUCAUUGGUUGUGAAUCAUCCAAGUUGUUUCAGAGGAGUUUUUUUGUUGUUGUGAUCCGUACUCGUAGGCGAAGCAAUCGAAUUGUGUGUCUUGAAACAAGAAACCACGCAACGCGCGCUUUAUUGCAGAUAAGUUGACACAAGCUAUUCAGCUUCGAAAAGAGAAAUUUUGUUCGUUCGUCGAACGUCGUCAAAGAAACAAACAUACCAAAGUGGUCAUAGCCUUUGUUAUACUGGUCUUUGAAUACGUGCAUUAUACGAUCAUAAAAUUGUUGUAAUCAUUGUUAUUAGUUAAAAGUGUACAAACAACCAUUCAGAUUUUCCUGUUUGAUUGUCAAAACUAUGGACAUCGAUGUCACUUGAAUCAUUUUAAUGAAAUUUAAUCCAUUUAGUGUGAUCACUCGUUUGUAUUUUUUUUCCUAUCUCCAUUAUAAUAAAUCAUCUUGUUUGUAAAUUUUCAUAUAUACAACAAAUGUAAAUGAGCUGCUUAAUUAUCAACAACUAUGGCUGAUUGUCAAAUAAAAUCUAUUUCGGAUCAACCGUCAAACAGUAAAGAUGUAACCAACAUUCCAGAAGGUCGUGUUGGUAAAGUUUGUAAAGAAUGGCUUAUCCUCGAAGAUGAGAAUCUUGCAUAUCAAUUACAAAAUAAAGAAAUUGAACAACAUUACAAUGAAAAUCGAACGAAAAAUCAAUUGGUCCGUAAAGACAUUCCAUUAGCCAAACAUUUACAGCAGCAUGAAAUUCUGGAAGCUCAACGAAAAUAUAAACAUUUUCUUCAGGAACAAAUUGAUCACGAUGAAAAGAUGGCUCGAAAAAUCGAACAUCGAUUAUUAAUGGAAGAGGAAGAAGCAAAAAAGGCAGCCGAAGAAGCUGAUGCUAAAUUGGCUAAAAAAUUAAUGGAAAAAGAAAAGGCUAAACAAGUUCGAAAAAGAAUCGAAAAGGAAAAGCAACAAGUAGAACGAUUAUCAGCGCAAAUCGGUACAGAUUUUCGUUCACUAGAAAAGGAAAAUCCUCAUGAACAACAAGCGAAUAUCAACCAAAAAACAUUAGAUCGAUAUGCUCGAUCGAAAAAUCACCGAAUCAUGACUGAAGAUGAACAAGAAUUAGAUCUUUCAGAAUUCUGUAUGCCUCCACCACCUGGCCUCAAUCCAGAAGAGCUCAAACUUUUUCUAGAAGAACAAGAUGCUGAAAUUGCUCAAUUACUUCAACACCAGGAAUUGAAACGAAGUCGAAAUCCAGAAAAAGAAAAAUUAGUAUUAAUUGAGCAGCAAGAUUUUGAAAUAGCUAAAAUGUUGCAAAAAAUGGAGAAAGAACGUUAUAAAAAAAUUAAGGAAAAACUCAGGAAUAAUCAACGUUUGAAUCAAUCAUGUGAUCAGAAUUCAAAUUUUCGUGUUGAUCUACGAAAAGAAGAUCGUAAUUACCAACGUACUUCCACACCAGUCACUUCAUUGGAGAGUACAUCGAUUGAAACAGGUAAAGUUGAAAAUGAUUAUGAUAUUCCGGAAAAUCAUCUUACAUCACCACAUGAUCAAACAUAUGAAGAACCAUACAAUGUAAUGAGUGAAUUUUCGGAAACAACAUUAGCUCAAAGCUUUCAUAAUAUUGCUAUUGAUUUGGAUCCAACUUAUAAACGUCGCCUUAAACAAUCACAAAGUUCCUCGUCACAAGGGAACCUUACAGAGUCUUGCGUGGACGAUGAUGAUAAUGAUGACAGGGUUGAAUUCGUAAAUAAAACUGGAUCACCAACUUUUCAACCUACACAUCGAUCAUAUCGAGAUUCUUUGGAAAAACUACAUUCAACAUCUAGAAUGACUAGUGGAUAUAUUCGAAAUACCCCAUCUACAUGUACAUCAUCAUCUCGAUCAUCAAAUGCUAGCUCUGAGAAUCGAAAUUUAUAUAAUCAACAACAACAAAAAUCCGACGAUUAUGCUCCACCACUGCCUCCCCGUGAUAUGUCGCUGAUACAUAAUUAUAAACCCACAACAACAAAUGUUGAUCCAGAUCAUCAGAUCUGGAAAGAAUCCAUCCGAAGUAGAACAUCGAAUAAUUUAUUACCACCACAUCAUCCACAGCACCCUAAUCGCCAAUACAAUGAUUCAUUAGGCAUUCAUCCAUUGACAGCCAAUGACCAAUCAUCGACAAAUAAUGCUCCUGUUCAAGGACAAUGGCGUAUGCCAUCAUUAGAUAAGCCGCAGAGAAAAAUGAACAAACAAGAUGGCUGCAAGACACAGUGAUUUUCCUUAUUGAUUAUUAAUUAAUUGUUUUUUGAUUGUUAUCACUUUUUUCGAAUAAAUUUUUUGAUUGAUU